CCCAUGGCGGCGAUGCUGCCCUGGCGCCGGAGCAAGUUCGUCCUGGUGGGGGAAGGGGAGCGCACGGCCAAGGCCAAGAGCCUGGGGCCCGGCCUGAGCUACGCCUCUCUGCUGUCGGGCCUGGUGCGCUCCUGCCCGGCCCUCCUGCCCCCCUGCCCCCUGGGCCGCCUGGGCGGGGUCUUCGGGGGCCGGCGCCGGACGGUGGAGCUCAACCCCGAGGACCCCACCUACACCGUCUGGUACCUGGGCAACGCCGUCACCCUGCAGGCCAAGGGCGAGGGCUGCACCGAGGAGGCGGUGGAGAAGAUCUGGGCCAAGAGCGGCGGCGGGGCCGGCGGGGCCAAGAUGAGGCUCACCCUGGGGCCCCACGGCAUCCGGGUGGGCCCCGGCGAGAAGGGGGGCCCCCGCCGGCCCGGCCACUCCUACCUGCUCCACCGCAUCACCUACUGCGGGGCCGACCGCCGGCACCCCAAGGUCUUUGCCUGGGUCUACCGCCACCAGGUGAAGAACAAGGCGGUGGUGCUGCGCUGCCACGCCGUCCUGGUCUCCCGGGCUGAGAAGGCCCACGCCAUGGCCCUGCUCCUCUGCCAGACCUCCUGCUCUGCCUUCGGUGAGUUCCGGCGACUCAAGAGGCAGAACGACGCCCGGCGGCGCCAGCAGCAGCUCCUGGGGGAGGCCAUCGUCCCCUGGGCCCCCCUCCGGAAACUCCUGAACUGCAAGUGCCCCUACCGGCCUCCCCCGGAGAGGAACCGCAGUGCCCCCAGGCUGAGCGCCAUCCGAGAGGAGGAAGAGGAAGAAGAGAGCAGGGAGAAGGAGGGCAAGGGGUCCGGCGACCCCUACGGACGGGCCUGUGGCCCAGCUUGCUAUGUUGACCGGAUUGCAACCGGCUUGACGGUCGGCACCUGCUGUGAGCGUGGCACAGGGGGCGUCCGUGUCUCCGGUGGUGGCAGCGACGGCACGGCUCUGUGUGGCAAAACUGCCACCACCCCGGUUUCCAAGAUGGGCAAAGGCAGAGAGAGGUCGGAGGUGCUGACCUUGGCCCAGGAGCUGAGGGUCUGCACUCUGAGAAGCCCCCUGCCCCAGCCGGACACGUCUGGACACGCGAAGCCUUCUUGUCCAUCUUCUUAG
Molecule: messenger RNA, 1128 nt
Organism: Euleptes europaea (tarantolino)
Lineage: Eukaryota; Metazoa; Chordata; Lepidosauria; Squamata; Sphaerodactylidae
Gene: FAM43B
Product: family with sequence similarity 43 member B
Exons: 1
Coding region: 4-1128 (374 amino acids)
Source: RefSeq, a predicted model, not a curated record